Linum trigynum is the source of this 1381-nucleotide messenger RNA. NCBI's taxonomy places the organism in Eukaryota, Viridiplantae, Streptophyta, Magnoliopsida, Malpighiales, Linaceae. The record is from the annotation of a GenBank genome assembly.
GUCUACACAGAUUUCCUCUCUCAUUGACCACUAGAAUGGAACUUGGAAAAUGGAAAUACUGCAGUCUCUUUUUGAUGCUGCCACAGUUAAGGUAAUCCUUAUGAUCCCGCUUCCUCAACUCCCUAUGGCUGACAAACUUAUAUGGCAUUACGAACCUUCAAGUGAGUACUCUGUAAAACCUGGUUACCAUGUUGCAGCUUCUGAAUUUGUGCGUAAUCUUUCUACUAUUCCUAUUAUCUUUGAUUCUCGGGCUUGGAAAGCUCUUUGGGCCCUCUCUGUUCCUCCUAAAUUACGAUUUUUCCUAUGGCGGCUAAUUAAAGGUUUCUUACCUGUGCGAGAUGUCCUUCGGGAUAAAGAGCUCAUUGAAGAAGAAGAUGUUGAGGGACUUCUAUGUCCUGUUUGUUCUCAUCCUAAAGAAACCUUAUCUCAUUGCUUUUUGGAAUGUCGAAUCGCGACUGAAUUGUGGGAGUUAGCAGGUUUUGGUCAUUUAUUCCACCACUUAAACUCACUUCACGUUGCAAUAGGUUGGAGGUUCUUGCUUUUAGAUGUAGGCUUAUCUCGCGCCGAGGUGACGAGAUUGGUGUUCUUAUACUGGAGGAUCUGGAAAGGGAGAUGCUCAUCUACUUAUGAACUCAUCCAAUUCCUCCCGGUCUCUUUGCUGCGACAGUUUAACUGUCAAACUGCGGAAUGGUUUUCAGCUCAAGAAUCAGGGACUGCAAGACGCCGGCAGCAUCUUCCAUCACCGACUGCUUGCCGCAACUCAACUCCACCUACUAUUCCUUCUGGAUUCAUGCUUGUUCAUUUUGACGGAGCUACUAAGGAAUCCUUUGGGGGUGCCAUCGGUUUUGUUGGCUUCGCAUCUCAGAAUGUUGUCUCUUUUGCUUAUGGGCGUUCCUACGCGGAAGUUCACGAUCCUUUUCUUAUUGAACUAUUGGCGCUUCGGGAUGCCAUGCGUUGGUGCCUUUCUCAUUCCGUAACUAAUGUUCUGUUUUGUGGUGAUGCGCAGGUCUUUAUCCGGAUGGUGUCCGCGAAGGAUUCGAAUCACGCUUUGGGAGGGGCAAUUCUGAAUGAGGUUCAGGUGCUGCGGACUUCUCUUGCGCGUGUUUUGUUUCAUUUCGCUCCUCGUAGGUAAAACAGGGCUGCCCAUUCCGUGGCAAAACAGGCCCUCGCAUCGAUGGUUCAGCGUCUGGUUGACCAUCGUUUUGCUCUUGUUUCUUUUCCCUGACCGUUUGGUCUUGUAUAUUUUCGUAUCUUGCUAUUCCUUCCGGAAUAUCUUUGGCAAAAAAAAAUGUCUAAUAGAGUUUAGUAUGUCUUUUAAGUUUUCCCCAAUAGAGAGCGUUCUUUUUUACCACACUGUUGGUAAUGAAUCUGAAUUUGUUUG